This is a messenger RNA of Microthlaspi erraticum, 315 nucleotides long. The record is from the annotation of a GenBank genome assembly. NCBI's taxonomy places the organism in Eukaryota, Viridiplantae, Streptophyta, Magnoliopsida, Brassicales, Brassicaceae.
AUGAGCACCACCACUAAGAUUGGAAAGGAUGAACAUGGAGAAGAUGUUGAUGUGAAGCUCUACAGGGAAAUGAUUGGAAGCUUGCUUUAUCUUACAACAAGUCGACCAGACUUAUGCUUCAGCAUCGGUGUGUGUGCUUGUUAUCAGACCAAACCAAAACAGUCCCAUCUUCAAGCGAUGAAGAAGAUCUUGAGGUAUGUCAAGGGAACUGUCAAUCUGGGGAUCUUCUACUCCAAAAGAUCCAAUAGAAACCUUGCUGGAUAUUGUGACGCCGACUGGGAAGGAUGUGCAGAUGAUCGGAAAAGCACAAGUUGA